This is a messenger RNA of Clarias gariepinus (North African catfish), 3571 nucleotides long. Its product is annotated as coiled-coil domain-containing protein 40-like. NCBI's taxonomy places the organism in Eukaryota, Metazoa, Chordata, Actinopteri, Siluriformes, Clariidae. The record is from RefSeq and is a predicted model, not a curated record. The transcript is spliced from 18 exons. Gene Ontology annotation, cellular component: cytoplasm; cilium. Bases 45 to 2879 code for a protein of 944 amino acids. Gene Ontology annotation, biological process: heart looping; epithelial cilium movement involved in determination of left/right asymmetry; axoneme assembly.
CACACUGGUACCACACCACAGGUGACCUCUGACCCCGUGCGAGGAUGGAUGGAGCUGAACCAGGGAUGGAUGAAGGCAGGAGAAGGUCUCCACUCGAUGAACCCGAGGAACCAGGAGGCGGAGCCGAGCAGCACAGUGGGAGUGUACCAGAGCCUCCAGCAUCAUCUCUCCACACCACGCCGGGGUCCAACCCCAGGGCGGCACUGGCAGGCGGCGAGGGAGAGGGGAGAGCGCCACCCGGCCGAGAUGGUGAAGAUGAUGAAGAUGACGAAGAUGAGCUGAUCGUCUUGGAUGCUGAGCACCCUCUGAUGAGGAGAUUUCAGUCGGCUCUAAAGCAGCACCUGACCAGAGAGCUGGAGAACCUGGAACUGAAGCUGCGUGAGAAGGUGACGGAGGAACGGGUGGAGAACUCCAGGCGUGAGGAGCUCGGCGUCAGGCUCUACGGUGUCCAGCAGGACCUCGCCAGAGCGCAGGCCAGUCUGGAGUCUCAACAUGCGAGCAGAGCUGAAGCCAUCAUCCAGAGGAGACAAGUGAAGGAACAGCUGGAGAACAUCAGGAACCAGUACAACAGCGCAGUGGAACAGGCAGGCAAACAGCGCGCACAGGUGUCACAGCUGCAGUCGGAGGCAGAUGUUCUCGCACGGCGUCUGCGUUACAUGGAGGAACUGGCCUCCGACCGGCGCUCAGACGUCUCCGCUAUGAAGAACGCCAAGACCAAGGCGCAGGCGGAGAAACGACAAGCGGCUCAGCAGAAAUACCAACAGGACCUGUAUGUGGAGCGUCUGACGAAGCAGGUGGAGAAGCUGACGGAGCAGAUCUCUCUGUACGAGGUGCAGACGCGCACGCAGACGAGCCACAAACACGCCGCCCAAGACGCCUUAGCCGAGGCUCAGCUGGAGUUAGACUCCAUGAUAGUGGAGAGGAAGCAGCUGCUUCAACAGUGGAACAGCAUCGUGAUGGGGAUGAGGAAGAGAGACGAGGCGUACACUACACUCCAGGAGGCGCUGAGAUCGGCCUAUGACCAGGUGCGUGCUCUGGACACGGAGGUGGAGGGAUGCAGGCGCUCCAUCACACGGGAGCAGGAGCGGAACGAGGCGCUGACGCUGCUGGUGAACCGAGCCGAGCGCGACGGCGCCACCUACAGAAAGCUCCUGGCACAGAUAAAUGCACAGCAGGAGGCGCUGCAGAGUGCCUACACCACACACACACGCACGCUUCAGGAGACUGAAAAGAGUUUGAACAGAGUGACCUCGGAUUGCAACGUGCAUCAGUCAGAGCUCAGUGUCCUGAGGAAGCAGAUUGAGAAGGAGUCGAGUGUGCGAUUAGAGCUGGAGGAGAAGAUCAUGAAGAAGAUGCAGGAGCAGCUCAUACACAACAACGCUGCCAAACACACACACUAUCUCAGCACCAAGAUCACAGCUCAGCUCAGAGAGAAGGACGUCCGGCUUUCGAAGGUGGAGAACGAGGUGGCUGCACUGGCGCUGGAGGUCAGUGAGGUGGCGCUGCGUUUCGAGGCUCUCUCUCGCCUGCAGACGGAGCUGCAACAGGAAGUGACGAAGCGGAACCAGCUGGUCUCGGCCAAUGAGGCGGCGGUGGAUAAACUCCUCCUCACCGUCGAGCAGAAACAGAGCGCCAUCCACAUGUGUAAUAAGAAGAUCGAGCAGAUCAGAGCGAACACGGGGCAUGAAGACCUGGGUCCUCUGGAGCUCGAGGUGAGGUCUCUGAAUAAACAGCUGGAGGAGCUCGGAUUCGAGAUGAAGGAGCAGCAGCAUUUCUGGCUCUGGCAGCAGGGGGAGCUAGUGAGACUGAAUCAAGAGAAACAAGCACAGAGCGACGCAACACUAACGCUUAACACACAGUUCACCAUCCUGGAGCAGAGGAACCUCCGCAAAAAGAGGGAGAUGGAGCAGGAGGAGCGUGCUCUGGUCGAGAUGGAGAGACACACCAAAGUUUUGAGGUUGGACAUGCAGAAGCUGAACUCACUCCUGAACCAAAAUAAACAUCUGGGACAGGAACUGGAGCAGAACAAUAUCCUGAUGGAGAACAGCUUCAUACACACACUCAAGGAUGCAGAGAGAGAGUCUGUAGAGAUGCAGCUGCGCCUUGAGAAGCUUCAGGAGGAAAAAGAGCGAUUAAUGAACAGCCUGGUAGAAGCAGAGCGACAGAUUAUGCUGUGGGAGAGAAAAGUUCAGUUGGCCCUUGAGACUCGCUCAGCUGUGGAUUCUGAAGUUGGAAAGGGGGAGAUAGACACCAUGAAAACUGAGGUCCAUCGCAUGGAGAGGCAUUACAGCCAGCUGAUGAAGCAGCAGGAGAGGAUGCUGAGGGAGAUGGAAGCGGCGGUCGCGCGGCGUGAAAACAUCAUGACACGCGGCGAGGCUCAGACACGCAGCAGCCGCAAGCAGGUCACACACACCGAGCUCCGGAGCACACUGCAGCACCUGCGCCGCAACAUCCUCCAGACGCAAAAGCGAGCAGAGGAAUGUAAUGGUGUGAUAAACCAGCUGCAGCAGGACCAAAGUUCUCUCACUGAGAGUCUGAGAGAGAAGCAGCUGCAGAUCAAUGACCUCCAAAAGAUUAGCUCCGCCCACAAUGAUGACCUCAGCAACAUGCAAGAGACCAGAGAAAAAAACCUGCUUCAGCUGUUGGCUCUGCAGGCUCGGGUGAAGCAGCUGCAGGCAGUAAAGGAGGAUCGUUACAAAGCCACGGCGAGCGAAGAAGACGCGCUGAGCCUCAUCACACAGACACAGCAAGAACAGCUGCGCUUGGUCAGUGAGGUUCUACAGCGGGUUCUCCAGGACGUCCCGCAGCACAAAUCUCUGCUCUCGCGGAUCAGCCUCCUCCUCUCUGCACACACACAUUCCAGUCCAGAGACAAAGUGAUGCUCGGCUCUAGAGCUUGUUACACUCAUGGGUUCUGUGUGUGAGUACAGCAGCAGGAGGGCGUGUCCUGGUUCUCACCGAGCUUUAAUGAAAGUGAACUUCUUUCCUGAAGUAGGCUUGUUCAUGUCUCACCACCGUGUAACACAGACAGAACCCACACCACCCCGGGGAGUUCUCCAUGCACCAGCUGACGUCUAGCCUUCAAAGAUCUCACGCGGAACCCGUAUUACUCCAGAAACUCCAAAAACAGUAGUGUCUAUGUUCUCACAAAGACACGCUGGAUCGAAGUUCUAGAAGUUCUAGAAGAGAAACAAAGCAACUGUGUGUUGUAAUAUCAUCAUGUCUUUCAUUUAAUUAUGUAUUCUACAGCUCAGUGCAAUAAUUAGUGCCCCCUCCAGGACUCCAAAAUUAAGACGUUUGUGUUGAAUGAAAUUUUUUUUUUGGAGGGGGGAGAUUAAUUGUAAAACAGAGGAAUCAUAACUUUUGCAUGAUCUGUAUUAUUACAUUACUGUUUUGAUUAUUGAUACAAUCCUUAUUUCUAUUUACACUUUGCACCACCCAAGUGUCUUAUACUUUUAUUUCUUGUUUUUCCCAAUGAAAAUAUUUUUACUAUUAAACUAAAUCAUGCUUCUUGGUUCUUCACAUCCGCUUUCUUUUAGAAAAUCUGCAGCAGUUAAAUCCAAAAAUAGAGU